This is a messenger RNA of Malus domestica (apple), 2625 nucleotides long. RefSeq names its product probable DEAD-box ATP-dependent RNA helicase 48. Lineage: Eukaryota; Viridiplantae; Streptophyta; Magnoliopsida; Rosales; Rosaceae. The record is from RefSeq and is a predicted model, not a curated record. Gene Ontology annotation, molecular function: nucleic acid binding; ATP binding; RNA helicase activity.
UCCUUAAACCCUAAACCAGUAAAACCCUUUCCUUUCCCCUCUCUCUUUGAUCACCGACUCUCCGAGUCACAGACCAGUGACAGUCCCAUUUUCCAUUGGUGGAUCCGACCCUGCUGGACCGCAAACUAUGUCUGCCUCGAUGCUUAUGGAGCGUCCGAGACAGUUCUCCAAGCUUCUCUGCAGGCUCAUUCUAACCCGACCCAUGGGCGGCGGGCCUCGGACCUUCCCGGGCGGCGUCAGCAAGUGGAAAUGGAAGCGCAUGCACGAAAAGCGAGCCAAAGAGAAAGAGAAACGCCUUUUAGACCAAGAGAAACAGUUAUACGAGGCCCGCCUCCGCUCCAAAAUUCGGGCCAAAGUCGCCGGAAAGCCCGACCCGUUUUCGGGCACUGGAACCGGGCACAACCCGAUGAACCCGAACCAGCACCUGAAGGUACUUGCCGAUCGGUUCAUGAAGGAAGGCGCAGAAGAUUUGUGGAACGAAAAGGACGGGCCGAUUGUUGAACCGCCCCCGUCGGUUCGACCGGACGGAACGACGAGAUCGAUUGCGCCGCCGCCACUGGACCUGAGAAAGCUGAUAUCGAAAGGUCGUGAUUUGGCGGGAAAGAGGGACAGUGUAAAUUUGAGUAAUUUGGGUGGCAAUUAUGUUGGGAGCAGGAACUACUCGGCGCAGAGUCGAGGGCGAUUUCGGAGAAAUGAUAGUUCUUCCGACGACUCGGAUUUUGAUUCGGACGGUGAGUCCGUACAGCCGUUUUCGAAUGAGAAUUCGAAAUUUGGGAGAAAUGUGAUGAGAUUUGGGAGUAGUGCUUCAUUGGGAAAGUAUGAUAUGAAGAUCAUUAAGAGGAGAGUGCCCCUUAAUUCACUGGAUGACGAAAAUGAUUUCCAACAGCAGGUGGAGGUGAUCCGAAGCGAGCUCAAUAAGAAAAAAGCCGUUGAAAUCGAAAGAGAGGAGAGCCAAAAGGAGGUGUCAAUUCUUAGCGAGAAGAGAUUUGAUGAGUGUGGUAUAUCUCCAUUGACAGUCAAGGCGCUCACUUCUGCCGGGUAUGUUAAAAUGACAAGGGUACAGGAGGUUGCUCUUUCUGUUUGCCUUGAAGGAAAAGAUGCGUUGGUGAAAGCUAAAACAGGCACAGGCAAAACUGCAGCUUUUUUGCUUCCUGCUAUUGAAGCAGUUGUGAAGGCUAUGGCUAGCAAUACCAAUCAACGGGUGUCUCCAGUUUUUGUUCUUAUCCUCUGUCCCACAAGAGAACUCGCAAGUCAGAUAGCUGCAGAGACAAAUGUUUUAUUGCGGUACCAUGAUGGCAUAGGUAUGCAAACACUAGUUGGAGGCACGCGAUUCAAAGAAGACCAGAAAUGUCUAGAAUCAAAUCCAUGCCAGAUAAUAGUUGCAACCCCUGGCAGGUUGCUAGACCACAUUGAGAAUAAAUCAGGCUUGUCUGUGCGGUUGAUGGGACUGAAAAUGCUAAUACUCGAUGAAGCGGGCUACUUACUAGACCUAGGAUUUCGAAAGGAUAUAGAGAAAAUUGUUGACUGUUUGCCUCGUCGAAGGCAGUCCUUGCUCUUUACUGCAACACUUCCAAAAGAGGUUCGCCGAGUAUCACAGCUUGUUUUGCAAAAGGACCAUAUUUUCGUUGACACAGUGGGUUUAGGUUCUGUUGAAACUCAUGCUAAGGUUAAGCAGUCAUGUUUUGUUGUGCAACAUGAAUUACAUUUCCAAAUAGUGCACCAGCUUCUGAUGGAACAUAUCUCUGAGUCACCUGAUUAUAAGGUUAUUGUUUUCUGUACAACUGGAAUGGUAACAUCCCUCCUCUAUCAUGUUCUCCAUGAAAUGAAAAUGAAUGUCAAGGAGAUACAUUCUAGGAAGCCUCAACUCUAUCGAACUCGCAUCUCUGAGGAAUUCAGGGUAUCGAAACGACUGAUUCUUGUUACCUCUGAUGUAUCGGCACGUGGAAUGAACUAUCCUGAUGUGACCUUGGUCAUUCAGGUAGGUAUUCCUUCUGACCGGGAACAAUAUAUAAAUCGUCUUGGAAGAACAGGAAGGGAAGGCAAAGAAGGACGAGGCAUAUUGUUACUUGCACCAUGGGAGGAGUAUUUUCUGGAUGAAUUAAAAGAUUUGCCUUUGGAAAAAUUUCCUUCGCUGCAAUUGGAUCGGGAUACUAAGCUUAAGAUUGACGAUUCGAUGACCAAGAUUGACACUAGCAUCAAAGAAGCGGCAUUUCAUGCGUGGCUUGGGUAUUAUAACUCGAUCAGGGAAACGGGCAGGGAUAAGACCACACUUGUCGAGCAAGCCAACAAAUUUUGUGAGUCAAUUGGUUUGCAAAAACCUCCUUCUCUCUUUAGAAAGACAGCCUUGAAGAUGGGUUUGAAAGACAUACCUGGCAUAAGAAUACGAAAGUAGGGCGUAAUUUGGGACACGGAAAAGCAACCUGGUGAUUGAGCGGCGGGAACGGAAUGACAAGAAGUCAAGGAUCUUCAUCGAAUUCUCGUUUAACGGCGGUAAAACAGGUUCACCCAGUUCAAGUUGUUAUUUCACAUGAAAAUUGUCUUAGGUGAAUGCCUGGUAUAGAACUGGUGUGAGGUCUGUAUUGUAAACAUUUGAAUUAUAAUGUAAAGCCGCAUUUUCUUCCUAUA